AUGUUUUUUCCUUUGUUCUGGGUUAAGAGUCAAUCUCCAAAAAAGUUGUGUCUACGGAUCCGUGAAGAGGUUGAGGUUCUUCAUAUGGAUAGUUUGAUCCAUUGCAAAGCCGGUAAAUUUGCGUUUGCGUUUCUUGGGCUCCCAGUUGGUGCCAAUAUGAAAAGAGCUAAAUUUUGGAAACCUAUUGUUGACAAGUUUAAUUCAAAGUUAUCCGGAUGGAAGGCUAAAAAUCUCUCAUUGGCAGGAAGGAUAACUCUUGCUAAAGCGGUGCUUGGAGCUUUGUCUAAUUAUUAUCUCUCCCUUUUCAAAGCCUCACCCUUCUCAGUGGCUUUGGACAGGGACCCGUUGAGUGGGCCCGAAGCCCAACAAUUGGAUGACCUGAAUAACACGAUGACAUGCUGCAAUUUAUCCAAUAAGGAAGACAUUUGGUCUUGGGCUGGUAACAGGACUGAAGAGCUGAAUGUGGCAGCUUUACGGGCAACGAUUUUAGACUCAUCGAACCAACAUAGCUCUCUUUGGCUGCUGUGGAAUAAAUGGGUGACUCCGAAGAUAAAUAUCUUUUGUUGGAGGGCAUGUUUGCAGCGAAUUCCAUCUAAGAUGGGGCUGAAUUAUAGAGGGAUUGGGGUGGAUAAUCUAAUGUGUUCGAGAUGCGGCUUAAUGGAAGAAUCGGUCAUGCACAUUCUUUGGGACUGUUUCUUUGCUAAAAGUGUGUGGCGGACCAUUUUCACUUGGGUAAAGAUUACUUUUCCAAAUAAAGUGUCUUCGGUUCGAAAGUUAUUAGCUAAGGCUGAGGAAAUGUUGUGGAAGAAAACUAUAGGAGCUAUUUUACAAGUAGCGGCUUGUGAGAUUUGGAAGGCAAGGAAUGAGAAAACCUUCAACGAACGGCAAAUUCACUACGAGAGAACGAUGGACAUUAUAAAAGAAAACUCUUUUCUUUUUAUAUGUAACAGGUCAAAAUUUUGUAAUCUUGAUUGGGCUAGAUGGGUAGACUUUAACGUUCGAGAUGUAAUCGUGUAA
Messenger RNA from Helianthus annuus (common sunflower), 1017 nucleotides. RefSeq lists its product as uncharacterized. Lineage: Eukaryota; Viridiplantae; Streptophyta; Magnoliopsida; Asterales; Asteraceae. Bases 1 to 1017 code for a protein of 338 amino acids. The transcript is spliced from 2 exons. The record is from RefSeq and is a predicted model, not a curated record.